GAACGCGGCGACGAAGACACGACGGAUUCUAACGCCUCAUGACACUUUAAGGUCGAUGUUGGGCCGUGGUGUGAAGCGGAAGUGGAGCUGCCUGGAGGAGCUGGAGGCCGAGACCCUCCGUGCUGCAGAGAAGGAGCAGAAUGUGGAGGGCGAGGCCGGGUUCCUCGCGGCUCCGUCCAAGUCCGACCUGAGCCACCUGCAGCAGCGUCAGCUGGUGCUCGGCCUCUGCAUGGAGAAGCUCCGGGGCUACCAGGCCGGCAUGGAGCUCAGCCUGCGUCGCUCCGUGCUGCUCAUCAACACGCUGCGGCAGAUCCAGGAGGACAUGCAGAGCGACGGGGCGUCGGAGGCGCUGCUCCUCCACGGCGUCCACCGCGAGUCCUGCCUCCUCGGGGACGAGUUCGGAGAGGACGUGCCGCUUACGUGUCUCAGGUGUGCGGAGGACGACGUGGACAACUUGUCUCCGUCUCCUCCGCUGUCUCCAGAAUUCUCUUCUCAGGAGGCCGACGGCUUGUCCGUCCAGCAGAAAUCACUACCCGCUGCUGCGGCAAUCAACACUUUUAGCGACGCCGUAAACGCUAUGGGCUACCUGGGCGACCUCGCCCUGGACAUGGACAUCUUCGAGGACAUUGACACGUCGAUGUACGAGACUUCGGAUCUGCCCUCCAGCUGGGCGGCGGGCUCCCUGUGGCCCGUCAGUGUGUCGCUUUGGGCCGACGAGGACGUGAAAACGCGUUCCCCCGGCCACGGCGGAGCCGGGAGUCUCCAGUCGUGUCGGAUGGACCUGAACGAGCUGGACCACAUCAUGGAGAUCCUGGUGAAGACCUGAUCCUGAAGCACGAACUCCUGAACAUCUACUGCACACAAACAGUCUGAUCACAGCUGAGGGGGCUGACCGUUGAUCUUUAAGGCUCGGUUGAAAAUUCGAUUUAAUUCUUGACACAUAACUAAUUUAUAAGAAACCAACAUCAUCAUCGCUAUAGAGGAGGAAUCUGGUUUCAGAUAUCUCAUGA
Messenger RNA from Anarrhichthys ocellatus (wolf-eel), 1010 nucleotides. RefSeq names its product SERTA domain-containing protein 2. The record is from RefSeq and is a predicted model, not a curated record. Lineage: Eukaryota; Metazoa; Chordata; Actinopteri; Perciformes; Anarhichadidae. Gene Ontology annotation, molecular function: transcription regulator activity. Gene Ontology annotation, cellular component: nucleus. The transcript is spliced from 2 exons. The coding region runs from base 56 to 826 and encodes 256 amino acids.